AUGGCAAUGCCUUAUUCAACACUUUUAGAAUCAUCACAGAUUGGUAAUCAAGCUUUAGAACUACAAAAUCAAGGAAAUAAUGCGCCAUACAGAACAACGGUUGUCGACACUGUUGCAACACAUAUUAGAUCAUUUUACCGACUUUUUAUGAUAAUAAUAAUUCUUCUGAUAAUAAGUGAAAUCGGACUUGGCGUAAUUAUUAUAGCCUAUACCAAAAGCAUGUCUUGUCCGGCAUCACGUAAUAUGUCUUUAUGGCUCAGUAUAUGUGGAAUAGUAUAUAUAAUCAUGUGUGGAUUUAUUACGAUAAUCAUUAUUUUACGUACUACUUGUUGUUAUCAGAGAUUUGUUUGUCUUAAUAAUCUUAUUUAUACUUCUAUAGCACUUGUGCCUGUUAUAUUACUUAUGACAAGAUGGAUAAUACUCGUACCUGAUCAAGAAACGGAUGGUACAUCAUUUUUUCCAACUAUAACUCAAAUCAAAGCAAAAAAUUGUAAAAAAAUUAUCGAGUAUCUUAUCAAGAAAGAAAAUCUUAGUAUGAAAGUCUUUAUAAUAUUUAUAUUAUUCGUAUUUAUCCAUAAUUAUGUUUGUGAACAAACAGAUGAAAAGAUCUUCGAUGGUUCUGAAGCAACACCUCGUGCAUUUCCUUGGAUGGUUUCAGUACGUUUCAAUUUUCUCAAUACUUUCACAAGUACUUGUGGUGGUGUUAUUAUUUCUGACAUAUUUUUAUUAACAGCUGCUAGUUGUUUCGAAGGAAGCGGAAUGUAUCUUACACAGUAUUAUACAAUUAAGGCAGGCAUACAUUUACUUACAAAUGGAAAUGAAUCAACAGAACAAAUUAGUUUUAUUUCUCAUUAUAUUCCACAUCCAAAUUAUAUGUAUAAUGGUCUUCUUAAUGAUAUUGCAUUAGUACGAGUUUUACCACCAUUUAAAUUCGAUACAUUAAGUGUAGCACCUAUUUCAUUAUCAAAUUUAAUAUCAGUAGAAAAUAUGAAUUUAACGACAAUUGGUUGGGGUGCUCGAAAUCUAUCAAAUCCUACGGUAUUAUCUUUGACUUUACAACAAGUAACUAUACAAGAGAAUGUUGAAUGUACAAAGAAUAAAAUGAAAGAUCCAACUACACAACUUUGUGCGACUGGGGCUUGUAAAGGUGAUAUGGGUGGUCCAUUGAUGAUCUAUUCAGAUGAUAAACAACAAUAUGAACUUGUUGGUAUUACAAGUCAUCGUAAUGAAUGUACUACAGAAGGUGUAUAUACUCGUGCUGCUCCUUUUAUUGAUUGGAUCUCAGAUAUAUUAGCAAAUCCACCAUCUACUCCAAUGCCAAUACAAACAAUUCCAUCACAACCGCCACCAGUACCAACAACUCUACCACCAGAAAUACUUGGUCCUCCAAUUCCAUUUGUAUGUGAUACGAGUCGUUCAUGUGGAUGUUCAUCAACACCAGUUGUCUUUCAUGAUGAACCACCAUUUCCUCCCGUUCCAGAACAUAAUCAAGGUCGAAUUGUUGGUGGUGAAACAGCUCAACCUCAUAGUUGGCCUUGGGUAGUAUCACUUCGACAUCCUAGUUUUGGUCAUGGUUGUGGUGGAUCUAUUAUUAAUAGUGAAUGGAUAUUAACAGCUGCUCAUUGUUCACCAAGUCUCUCAUAUAUUGUUCAUAUUGGUGUUCAUGAUGAACAAUCACCAUCUUCUCAAAUUCGUAAUGUUGUUAAAGCAAUCGUACAUCCUCAUUAUAUACCUUCACCUAAAUUCAUCAAUGAUAUUGCUUUGAUGAAAGUUUCACCACCAAUUAAUCUUACAACAUCUGAUACUCAUGCUGGUCUUACUUGUUUACCACUACAAAAUGAUAAUCUAGACUAUCCAAAGGAAGACACACGAUUAGCAGUAAUUGGAUGGGGUACAUUAUCUUCAGGAGGUCCUCGACCAACAAAAUUACGUCAAGUUCGUGUUAAAACAUUAGCACAUGAUGAUUGGCGAUGUAUUAAUGCAACAUAUGACGAUACUCGACAAUUUUGUGCUGCGGUUGAUGGUGGUGGAAAAGAUAGUUGUCAAGGUGAUAGUGGUGGUCCGAUACAUCAAUGGCUUGAUGAUCACUGGGAACAAGUAGGAAUUGUAAGCUAUGGUAUAGGUUGUGCACUUGCAAAUCAUCCUGGUGUAUAUACACGAUUAUCAUUUUAUUAUGAUUGGAUUCAAUCUAAUAUUAAUGAAACACCUAUGUCAUCAACUAUAAUGACUACAUCAAAUAUUAUUACAUCAACAACAACUGAAUCAAGUAUUAUUACAACAACAGCAACUGAAUCUAAUCAAGCUGUUGUAAUAAAAACAAAUUUAUUUUUCACUUUAAUUCUAUAUAUUGCAUUUCAAUUCUUAUUUUUAUUAUAA
Molecule: messenger RNA, 2376 nt
Organism: Adineta steineri
Lineage: Eukaryota; Metazoa; Rotifera; Eurotatoria; Adinetida; Adinetidae
Source: the annotation of a GenBank genome assembly